Messenger RNA from Branchiostoma belcheri (Belcher's lancelet), 4828 nucleotides. Its product is annotated as mitogen-activated protein kinase kinase kinase 10-like. Gene Ontology annotation, molecular function: protein binding; ATP binding; JUN kinase kinase kinase activity. The transcript is spliced from 11 exons. Gene Ontology annotation, biological process: protein phosphorylation. The record is from RefSeq and is a predicted model, not a curated record. Lineage: Eukaryota; Metazoa; Chordata; Leptocardii; Amphioxiformes; Branchiostomatidae. Bases 342 to 4097 code for a protein of 1251 amino acids.
UUUUUGUGGGUGUUUAGAUCACGUGACGCGCUGGACCAAUCAGCGGCCGGGACACCCCACCCUCUGUACACUAUGGCAGGUCAAAGUACAAUGAAAAUGGCGGCUAGUCGUCCGAGACGUUUGGUGGCGGUUCUGCUGCAGAAAAGUGGAAAUUCCUGCAGACUGAUGGAUUGAAUACAGAUUUCCGGAGUCUGCCCGUGGACUAGGAAAGUCAGUAGGUCCCGAUCGGUAGCUUUCAAUGGUUCUUGGUCCCAGGACGGGCGGCCAGAGAGGCCAGUUGGUAGCCGCUUUGUUGGAGGAGAGGUGAAGACUCAAGCUGGGCUAGCCGGACCGGAUGCCGAAUGGUGAUCGAGCGACCUGCGCCGACCGAGAUUAUUUCCUUCAUGGAUCCGUUCAGAUCGCGCUUCGGGACGGGCAGUAACCGCCGUGGGGGCGAUCGCAAGCGCGACAGCGACCCGAAGGCCCCGCUAUGGACGGCCGUCUUCGACUACGACGCGAACGCGGACGACGAGCUGACGCUGCGCCAGGGGGACCGGGUGGAGGUGCUGUCCACCGACAGCAAGGUGUCCGGCGACGACGGCUGGUGGACGGGCAAGAUCGACGGUCUGGUCGGCAUCUUCCCGUCCAACUACGUGCGCAUGAACGACGCCGUCAACGGCGACGUCGUGCCCUGCACCAUCGACUUCUCGGAGCUGCAGCUGAACGAGGUGAUCGGGUGCGGGGGGUUCGGGAAGGUGUACCGCGGCGCCUGGCGGGGAGAGCUCGUCGCCGUCAAGGCGGCACGACAGGACCUGGACGACGAUAUCAACGUCAUAGUCCAGCAGGUUCGACAGGAGGCGAAACUCUUCUGGCUGCUGGACCAUCCGAACGUCGCGACUCUCAAAGGGGUCUGUUUAAAACCGCCAAACUUGUGCCUAGUUAUGGAGUACUACGAGGGAGGAGCGUUGAACAGAGUACUGGCUGGGAGGAAGAUUCCUCCGGAGAUUCUUAUAGACUGGGCCCUGCAAAUAGCCCGAGGGAUGCAAUACCUCCACGAGGAGGCACCUAUUCCACUUAUACACAGAGACUUGAAAUCAAGUAACAUUCUAUUAGACGAGCGGAUCCAAUCCGACAACUUGUUCAGGAAGACGCUGAAGAUCACGGACUUCGGCCUGGCGAGGGAGAUGCACAGAACGACCCGCAUGAGUGCGGCAGGGACGUACGCGUGGAUGGCUCCCGAAGUCAUCAAAACAUCCACAUUUUCCAAAGGCAGCGACGUAUGGAGCUAUGGGGUUGUGUUGUGGGAGUUGCUGACUGGGGAAGUGCCAUACAAGGGGAUUGACGGGCUGGCCGUGGCGUACGGCGUGGCAGUCAACAAACUCACCCUGCCCAUCCCUUCCACAUGUCCUGCACCCUUCUCUCAGCUGCUGGAAGAAUGUUGGCACCCGGACUCUCGGGCGCGUCCGACGUUCCGCGAAAUCCUGGUGCAGCUGGAGAACAUCGCCAACUCGGACUUCCUGGACACGCCGCAGGAAUCGUUCCACGACAUGCAGGAGGACUGGCGCUACGAGAUCCAACAGAUGUUCAACGAGCUCAGGAUGAAGGAAAAGGAGCUGCGGUCCCGCGAGGAGGAACUGACCCACGCGCUGCUGCAGCAGCAGAUCCAGGAGGAGGAGCUGAAGAAACGGGAGAAGGAACUGGCCGAACGCGAGAUCGACGUGCUGGAGAGGGAGCUCAACAUCAUGAUUUUACAGCAGAUGGCUGAGGAGAAGCCACCGGUGAGGAAACGGAAAGGGAAGUUCAAGAAGAGCAAGUUGAAGCUGAAGAGUAAACAGGCUCGGAUCAGCAUGCCCUCAGAUUUUGAGCACAAGAUCACGGUACUGAGAUCAGCGCCGACUGUUGAUGGGAAGGAGAAGCACUACCGGCCCAACGGUCCCCGCGCCGCCACCGUCAGCCCCGGCAGCUUCCCUCGCCUCAGGGCCAUCGUCUUGAACAAACCCGGGAAGGGGAAGACCUGGGGCCCCAGCUCGGUGCAUCAGAAGGAGAAGGAGAAGAGGUUACGGUCCAUGUCGGAAGGCAACAAGCUCUGGUCCACGAGCGCGCCGACUCUGGGGAAGAACCUGACAUUAAAGUCCUACCCUCCUGCCCCCAAUAUUAAGAGUGUGCAAGAGACAGACUACGAUGACGAUGAGUGGCCGGAGGAGCUGGGCGGCGAGAUCAAGCGGAGAUCGGGUUACAUCGACCUGCCGUACCGGCAGAACAGCGAGGAGGACACCGAGAAGUCACGCUCUCCCAGCAUCACGCCAACCAACAGCCUCAAGCGAUUCUUUCAGCGUAAGAAGAGCGACCAGGCCCUGUACGAGUGCGCAGCUAUCCUGGCCAGUGUGGCGGUGGGCUUCGACAUCCGGAUGACCAACUCCCCGUCGUACUUGGCCAGCCUGGACUCGCCCGACCGGGCCACACCCACGGCCGACGUCGACCACAACAAGGGCAGCCGCGGCCGGAAGAGCCGCUCCUCCACCCCCCACAGGGCUUCCAUCAUCAACUUCGGCUCCAGCCCCCCCCGACUGUCCAACAAGCCCGACCCAGAUGCAAUAAUCCCCUCGGCCCUCUCCCCCGACUCUACCUCAGUACGGCUCAUCGCCCUCUCCACGUCCCCGGACGCCGCCGACAACCAGUCCACCCGGUCGCUGCUGCCAAACGAGAAGAUUCCCGUGUUCGACUCCCCGACCAAGCAGAACCCGAUGUUCAACGACGCCCACAUCGUCACCAACAAGUGGACCGAGCUCGACCGGUCGCCCCGGGCGCACCGGCGCUCCCAGUCCCUCGACGACUACGACGUCAAGAGCUGGAAGGAGUACGGGCAGAAGUACGAGCACCGGGCGAGCGACGCGGUAUCCCCGGGUGGCAACUGGCCCUAUGCUGGACAAGGGCCGGGCGCGACCACCAAGAAGCCGCCCUCCCGGCCGGGCUCACGGCCCACCUCAGGGGACUACGAGGGCAAGUGGGUCGGCGCGAACCGCUGGACCGACGCCAGCCCCGCCGCUGCGCAGCAGAACCAGUUCUCUCCGCAGAGGAGACCGCCGUCCCGGCCGCCCUCGGGGGACUUCGACUCCAUUCGCUGGGGCGGGAACGGCAGUAACUAUGCACAGAAGCCGCCUUCGCGCCGGCCGCCGUCGGGGGAGUAUGGGUACGAUGCUGCUAAGAGAGAGAGGGUCCACGUCAGCCGCUAUGCACAGACCGGCUACCGCAGGCCGCCCUCCGGAGAGUACGACACCGGCCGGACGAGCGGGGCCGGGCACAGGCGGACUCCGUCGGGCGACUACGACGUCGACAAGUGGAACGUGGCGAGUUCGAGGAGGAAGGAGUACGGGCAGAGGAGAACGACGUCCGAGGAGUACGAAAACGGCAAUACCAGACGCUCCAGCCAAAGGUACAACAGUCGCAGAACGCCGGACGGAGAUCCGGGCACCCCAGACCCCUGGGUCAGCCCCACAAGCCCGCAGACGCCGGUCAUACCGCCCGUGCCGCCCAAGCGGACCAGCGUGUACACACAGACGUCCAGUCCGGAAGACGAGGAGGGAGGGGCCUUGCCUGGCCAGUCAGCCAAAGGUGCAACGCAGUCGCAGGCCACCAAAACCUGCCAGACAGAAGGCACAGCGGCCAAGCUGACCAACCACACGUCCGCCAGACAUCCCGUGCGGGAGUCGGUGGCUUCGGGGCGGCCCGGCCCGCGGGACUCCAGCCCGUGGCGUCUCCCCGAGCCCCCGCCGCCCCGCCGGAACCUCGGCUCCCAGCAGCUGGAGCGCCCAAAGACUCUCGACAUCACCCCCAGACCCCGCCCGACCGCCAAGACCAAGAUCACGUCUCCCGGGGCCACCAGCGCGGGUGGGAGCCCCGGCACGCCCGUCAAUGUGGGCCCCGCCCCGGGCGACGUCAUCUACUCGCCCAAGGUGCCCAUGACGCGUGCGCAGAUCGAGCGGGAGAUCGAAAAGACCCUGCUGGACAUGGACAUGGAGGGCCAGAGUCAGGACGGGACCCAGCCGCUGGUCAGACACAGCCCCAAGAAGGACAAGCGCAGACCCACGGUGUACGAACUGGAGCAGGAGUUCUUGUGACCAGGGGUGUGUUUCCGUGCGCGUGGGUGUAGUGGUUGUCUCUUGACCAGGGCAGUAAGAAGCGAUUUGGGACAGUGACCAAAACUGUGCACAACGUGAGACCACCAUGGAUGAGGCAUUCUGGGAACCCAGAUCGUGGCAACUUGUGAUUCAGAAGAACAGCCUGUUUCAAGUUCUCUCCAGGGCUGUCAUCACAACACAGGCCGUUAGAAAUGCAGUGACGUGGCCGACGGUACACAACUGUUGUUCCCAGAGUGCUCUUGUCGACCGUUCCAUUGCCGCCUUUGUUGAAGGGGUGUAGAGGUUAGUUUUUAUGAACCAAACGUUGCCUGUUGAUCAAGGCAGGGAACAGACAAGUAGGGUAGCUGUAUAUUUUUACUAUCUUACUACGAAAGAAGAAAGUCAUUUUAGAGGGAAAGACGAAAAUGUGUCAUAAGGCGAAAUACUGUAUUCGUUUUAAUAGCUGCAGAUACAGGUUGUGUCAGACAGAUACCCAACGUUUUAUAAUCAUGGCUAUAAAAGAAUCGUUCCUGAAUUUGGAUGGAAAAAUGUCUUAGGGAUGGGCGAUCCUAUUUCCAUUAUCUAAAUUUGAACAAGUUUACAUCCAGGUACGUCAUGGACAGGCUAGGGUACAACCCUAACUCAGACAUACCCCAUCCCUUACUGUAUCAGUCAAGCAGAACUAAGGCCUCUCGUAGUAUUGUGUUUCAGAUGUUCCAAAGCAAAACGAA